CGCCCUCCUCGCCAGCCGCGGAUUGGCCUGCGACAGCACUCGUCGGUCGCGGUUGUGUCUGGGAAGGAGAGAAAAUGGCGGCGGAGCCGAGCAAGACCGAAAUCCAGACUCUUUUUAAGAGACUUCGCGCAAUUCCAACCAACAAGGCCUGUUUCGACUGCGGCGCCAAGAGCCCGAGCUGGGCCAGCAUCACGUAUGGUGUCUUUCUGUGCAUCGACUGCUCCGGGGUGCACCGUUCCCUGGGGGUGCAUCUGAGCUUUAUCAGGUCCACAGAGUUGGAUUCCAACUGGAGCUGGUUCCAGCUGAGGUGUAUGCAAGUCGGCGGGAAUGCUAACGCGACAGCCUUUUUCCGUCAACACGGAUGCACAGCCAAUGAUGCCAACACCAAAUAUAACAGCCGAGCUGCUCAGAUGUACCGGGAGAAGAUCCGGCAGCUGGGGAGUGCGGCCCUGGCUAGGCAUGGCACCGAUCUUUGGAUAGACAACAUGAGCAGUGCUCCUGGUCACUCCCCAGAGAAGAAGGACUCUGAUUUCUUCAGUGAACACACUCAGCCCCCUGCCUGGGAUGCAACCACCGCAGAGCCUUCAGGGACCCAGCAGCCAGCCCCGCCUGCAGAGAGCAGUAACCUGGCACAGCCGGAGCAGGGCCCCAACACUGACCUGCUUGGUUCCUCGCACAAGGCCUCGCUGGCGUCCAUGUAUCUGUCAGCUGCAGGGGCCCCUCCCGCCCGAGAUCUCAAAAGCUCCAUCAUCGGCAAGAAGAAGCCGGCAGCAGCCAAGAAGGGGCUGGGGGCCAAGAAAGGCCUGGGGGCCCAGAAGGUGAGCAACCAGAGCUUCAACGAGAUCGAGCGGCAGGCCCAGGUGGCGGAGAAGCUCCGUGAGCAGCAGGUGGCAGAUGCCAAGAAGCAGGCGGAGGAGUCCAUAGUCGCCUCCAUGCGCCUGGCCUACCAGGAGCUCCAGAUUGACCGGAAGAAGGAGGAGAAGAAGCUGCAGAACCUGGAAGGGAAGAAGCGGGAGCAGGCCGAGAGGCUGGGCAUGGGCCUGGUGUCCCGCAGCUCUGUCUCCCACUCCGUGCUGUCUGAGAUGCAAGUGAUCGAGCAGGAAACCCCAGUGACUGCGAAAUCCUCCCGCUCGCAGCUGGACUUGUUCGAUGAUGUUGGAACCUUUGCCUCUGGGCCCCCAAAGUACAAGGACAACCCGUUUUCCUUGGACUCCUUUGGUUCUCGUUGGGACACAGAUGCCACUUGGGGAAUGGACAGGGUGGAAGAGAAGGAGCCAGAAGUGACCAUCUCAAGCAUCCGGCCUAUUUCAGAAAGAGCCACGAACCGGAGGGAGGCGGAGAGCCGGAGUGCGGGUGUGGAGCCCAGCGAAGCGCAGCAGAAGUUUGCGGGCGCUAAGGCCAUCUCAUCAGACAUGUUCUUCGGGCGGGAGGUGGACACUGAGUAUGAAGCCAGGUCCCGGCUGCAGCAGCUCUCGGGCAGCAGCGCCAUCAGCUCUGCAGACCUCUUUGGGGACACGGAUGGAGCUCAUGCAGCAGGAAGCGUGUCUCUGGGGAACGUGCUCCCCACCGCCGACAUUGCACAGUUUAAGCAGGGUGUCAAGUCUGUGGCUGGCAAGAUGGCCGUGCUGGCCAACGGGGUGAUGAACUCACUGCAGGAUCGCUACGGUUCUUACUGACCCCAGCCCCGGGGCUCAAGCCUGUGGUGGUGUCAGCAGCAGGAGCCCUGUGAUUCCCAGGCUGGUGGCACCUGCCUGGUGGGCGCUGGGGAAGACUGGCGACUUCUCUGUGGUGUGCGAGUGGGGGGCCUUGAGGACCCGAGGGCGCCUUUGCUAGCCCCCGCCUCCGCCUGUGGAUCGCCCCUCCUCGCUCCCUCCGGCCGCCUCCACGCCAUCGCCCUUGGGCCCUGCCCGCAGCUGCUGCUCCCCUGGCUGCGCUGGGAGGAGGGCGGGUGCCCCGGCGCCGCUUCUCCAGUCAGCGUGUCCCUUAGGGAAGCGGACAGCCCAAGGCUUCCGCCAGCUUUCUGGGGUCAGGGGCUCCCUCUGCUCUGUGGUGGGGAGGUGCCCCCUUGGGAGGCCCUGGACUUUCCCUUCUGUCACUGGUGGCCUCUUCUGGGUGCCAGGGAGGACAGGAGGGGGAGGACCUUGGGGCCUAAGGGCUAGAGACUACCUGGCACUUUCCUUUCGGUUUCCUUGGGACGGCCUAGAGGCCUGAGUGAUCCUCUCCUGUCCCCACCAUCGCCACCGGGGAGGCUGCCUCCUGCUGUCUCAGCCCCAUGUCACUGUGGCCACUGUACCCUUGUCUGCACCCGAGACCCUGCCCACCUUCCCUGGUUGGCAAUGGCCACCAUGGUCUCGCCCACCCUGUCUGGUGCCAGGGAGACGGGAGAUGGGGUAGAGCUGGCCCAGCUCAGCUUCCUCCUCUGCAUUCUCCUGGGCUGGGGGCUCGGCCAGCAACCCAGCAGCAAGCACUCGGGGCUGCAGCAGGCCCCGCCUCCUGCAGCUGGGCUGCGCACUGUCAUCUUGGUGCCAUCUUCGCCCUGCGGCAGUCCAGGCCUGGCCCCUACCCGAGGGUGGCAAGUUGGGCCCCAGCAACGCAAGACCACUCGGCCUCCCCCAGAGGGACAGCUGCUUUCAGGACUGUUUGUAUUGAAACAAAGCAGUGUAAUAAAGCCCCCACGGGGCCUGUGUCAGCAA
This is a messenger RNA of Chinchilla lanigera (long-tailed chinchilla), 2693 nucleotides long. It is a transcript of the gene Arfgap2, whose product is annotated as ADP-ribosylation factor GTPase activating protein 2. Gene Ontology annotation, biological process: COPI coating of Golgi vesicle. The coding region runs from base 75 to 1676 and encodes 533 amino acids. The transcript has 17 exons. The record is from RefSeq and is a predicted model, not a curated record. NCBI's taxonomy places the organism in Eukaryota, Metazoa, Chordata, Mammalia, Rodentia, Chinchillidae. Gene Ontology annotation, molecular function: GTPase activator activity.